AUGAAGAAGGAAGAGACAGGCUUUGAUAGAUUCGAUCAUUUCGUCUUGAAUCAAAUAGAGCAACUUCCUAUUUGCGCCGAAAACAUCGCCCGUGAAACGCGAAGAGAUCCUCAUUUGGGAAGGAUAGUUCAGCAAAUAGAAACAGGCCAAGACCUCACUCGUUUAGGCUACAAAACACCAGAAGUUAAUUACAGACUAGGAAUGUUUAGGAUAGUAAAAAUGAAAGGUAUGGCAAGAUCUUUCGUAUUUUGGCCUGGCAUCGAUACUGAGAUUGAGAAAAUAGCAAAAACCUGUGUACAUUGUGUAAGGAAUGCACAUGAGCCACCGAAGAUCCGUAGCCAUCAUUGGGAAUAUCCUAAGGGUCUCUGGAAACGAGUACAUUUGGAUUACGCAGGAACCGUAGCAGGAAAAAUAUUACUUAUAGUUGUCGACGCCUACAGUAAAUGGCUCGAGGUGAAGAUCACAAGUUCUACUACAACACCAGCGACAACUGCCAUUCUUGAAGAAUUGUUUGCUGUCUAUGGAUCUCCAGUCACGAUCGUUACUGACAACGAACCACAAUUCACGGCAACGGAGUUUGAAUCGCUUUUACAGAAAAACGGCGUUAAGUACCACUAG
This is a messenger RNA of Odontomachus brunneus, 618 nucleotides long. RefSeq lists its product as uncharacterized. NCBI's taxonomy places the organism in Eukaryota, Metazoa, Arthropoda, Insecta, Hymenoptera, Formicidae. Bases 1 to 618 code for a protein of 205 amino acids. The transcript has 2 exons. The record is from RefSeq and is a predicted model, not a curated record. Gene Ontology annotation, molecular function: nucleic acid binding. Gene Ontology annotation, biological process: DNA integration.